Messenger RNA from Adineta steineri, 795 nucleotides. Lineage: Eukaryota; Metazoa; Rotifera; Eurotatoria; Adinetida; Adinetidae. The record is from the annotation of a GenBank genome assembly.
AUGAUUGAAGUGUUUUUAGUAAAGAUUAUCUUUUUUUGUUAUUUGUUUCAAGCGGUUGCCGCAGAUGUAGGCGAUAGUUAUGAUACAACAUGUGUAUGUGCAGAAACUUCACCUAAUGGUGCAUUUUGUUCGGCAUUCAAAUGCCAGUCAAAUCAAAUUACACACUGUUUUUCAAGUAAUUCAACUGUAGAAAUUAAAUCGACAAAAGAAUAUAAAUCAAUGAAUGAACUUAAAAUAGGUGAUGAAAUACUUGUAAAUAUUAAUAAACAUGGUCAACGUAUAUAUGAACCUAUCUAUUCAUUUAUUCAUGCAAAUCCUAAUGGAACAUAUGAAUAUUUAAAAAUUUCAGUUGAAAAUAAUUUACAACGAUCAUUAAUUAUUUCAAGUAAUCAUCUUAUCUAUCGUUAUAAUGGAAUAAAUCCUAUUUUUGCUGGACAUUUAAAAAUUGGUGAUCAAUUACAAGUUAUUUCGAAUGAUGGAUCGUCUAUACAAGCUGGAUCUAUUAUAAAUAUAAAACUUAUUAAAAGUCAAGGUUAUUAUGCGCCAUUAACACCAUGUGGAAGAUUAAUCGUAGAUGGAAUUAUUGUGUCAAAUUAUGCAACAGUAGCUAAUCAUCAACUUGCUCAUUUAGCAAUGCAACCUUAUCGAUGGUGGGUUCAAUGGAUAGGAUCAUCUUCAUAUUCUGAAUCGAUUCAUUUCUAUUGUCAAUGUUUGUAUUUUAUUGUUGAAUAUAUAAACAAAUGGUUUUUUCCCAUAGGAUUGUAUGAUGGAGUUUUAACAAUAACAAACUUCUGA